UUAUGUCAAUGUCACUUGUCAAUUCUGUCGCAGGAUUUUGGUUACGAAUUUCAAUUUUAUCCAAUUCCAAGAUGUUAGGUUAGAAAUAAAACAGAUAAUUGAGUUAGAAAUAAUACAAAUUUUGACUAAGUCCAGCUAUACGGGAGACGUAUUAUAUUAUUUAAAGAACAAUUUAGAAAAGAUUCAGCAAUGGAAAGUUGGCAAGAAAAAAAACGUAUUAUUACUCGCAACUUGCAGGAAGUCUUGGGUGACGAACGACUCAAUGAAAUUCUUAAGCAACGUGACCUGAGUCUCUAUUGGGGUACGGCCACAACUGGACGACCGCAUGUAGCCUAUUUCGUCCCCAUGUCCAAAAUUGCUGACUUUUUAAAAGCAGGAUGUGAAGUAACAAUCUUGUUUGCCGAUUUACAUGCGUACUUGGAUAAUAUGAAGGCACCCUGGGAUUUGUUAGUACUACGAACUCAGUAUUAUGAGGCAGCAAUCAAAGCUAUGCUAACGUCUAUCGGGGUCUCACUAGAAAAAUUAAAGUUUGUUAGAGGCACUGAGUAUCAGCUGAGUAAAGAAUACACUUUGGAUGUAUACCGUAUGUCAUCAGUUAUUACUGAACAUGAUGCUAAAAAAGCUGGUGCAGAAGUUGUAAAACAAGUUGAACAUCCAUUACUUAGUGGGCUGCUGUAUCCUGGUCUUCAAGCUCUUGAUGAAGAGUAUUUGAAAGUUGAUGCCCAGUUUGGCGGUGUAGAUCAGAGAAAGAUAUUUACAUUGGCUGAGAAAUACUUACCUCAAUUGGGCUAUGCGAAAAGGGUACAUUUCAUGAACCCAAUGGUGCCUGGUCUCACUGGAGGAAAAAUGUCAGCCUCUGAAGAAGACAGCAAAAUUGAUUUGUUAGAUAACCCAUCUGCAGUCAAGAAGAAGCUCAAGAAGGCUUUUUGUGAGCCAGGCAAUAUAACUGAAAAUGGAAUUCUAUCAUUUACUAAAUAUGUUAUAUUUCCAUUAAUGAAAAAUGAUGAUAAAUUUCUGAUAAGUAGAGCUGAAGAACAUGGUGGAAAUGUACAGUAUUCUAAUUUUGAAGACUUAGAAACUGCAUUUGCAAAAGAAGAAAUUCAUCCCGGAGAUUUGAAAGUCUCAGUAGAACUAGCUAUAAACAAACUCUUGGCACCUAUACAAGAGAUAUUCAAGGAUCCUAAAUUAGUUGAGUUGACCAAGAAAGCUUACCCACCACCAUUAAAAGUAAAAGGAAAUGUUAAUGCUGGAACUGAUGAGAUAACACCAAGCAAACUGGAUAUUAGAGUUGGUCGUAUUGUUGAGGUGUCAAGACAUCCUGAUGCUGAUGCCCUUUAUGUUGAAAAGAUUGAUGUGGGUGAUGAUGAACCUAGAACCAUUGUAUCAGGGCUUGUUAACUUUGUACCUAUAGAGGAAAUGCAGAAUAGAGAUGUAGUAGUCUUGUGCAACUUGAAGCCUGCCAAAAUGAGAGGUGUUGAGUCAAAGGGCAUGGUUCUUUGUGCAUCUGUAGAUGACCCUAAACAAGUAGAACCUCUAACCCCACCAAAAGAUAGUAAACCCGGUGAUAGAAUUGUUAUUGAAAGUUACGAAACUGGUGAGCCAGAUGAUGUGCUGAAUCCCAAGAAAAAAGUUUGGGAGAAACUGCAGGUUGACUUGAAAACAACUGAGGACCUUUUUGCUGCAUGGCAGGGAAACAAAUUGAUUAGCAAAGUUAAUGGUAACCAAGUUACCACUAAGACUAUGAAAAAUGCUCCAAUCAAGUGAAUUUAUAAUUUUAAGUUGCAUGUUUCUAACUGCUUUGCCUUUACAUGUCUAGAAAUGCUUUUUUACAGACUUUGAAAAUAAGUUUUCACUAAUACUUUGAAAACCAUAUAUGUAAUGUUUUUUUUCUGUUUUAAUGUAUUUUUAACUAGAAAGGAAGUACAAUUAAUUGAUUCCAUUUCACAUGAGUGAAGAUGUGAUCAAAACUUUGAUAGAGGAUGGAACUUUGUAGAGUACAAAAGUCAAAAAUGGCCCUCACUCAGUGAAAUAGUUUAAAAAACAGUUAUUUUAACUUUUGCUGUUUAGGUAAAAAAACAGAGUUGUUCUUGUAUUCAAUUCUUAUUUUAAGAAUAAUAUGUUUUAAAAUAUUUAUUGACAUUAAAAAAGUUUAUACUUAACUAUUAUUUACAUUGUUUUGGUACAGUUAUUAAUAAAGUAAUCUCAAAAUGGUUAUUAUAAUAUUUCAUACAAAAACAUGCAAUGGCA
Pararge aegeria (speckled wood butterfly) is the source of this 2247-nucleotide messenger RNA. It is a transcript of the gene TyrRS, whose product is annotated as tyrosine--tRNA ligase, cytoplasmic. The coding region runs from base 190 to 1764 and encodes 524 amino acids. The record is from RefSeq and is a predicted model, not a curated record. NCBI's taxonomy places the organism in Eukaryota, Metazoa, Arthropoda, Insecta, Lepidoptera, Nymphalidae. The transcript is spliced from 2 exons. Gene Ontology annotation, biological process: tyrosyl-tRNA aminoacylation. Gene Ontology annotation, molecular function: tRNA binding; tyrosine-tRNA ligase activity; ATP binding.